Molecule: messenger RNA, 657 nt
Organism: Triticum turgidum subsp. durum (durum wheat)
Lineage: Eukaryota; Viridiplantae; Streptophyta; Magnoliopsida; Poales; Poaceae
Source: the annotation of a GenBank genome assembly
AUGGCCCGAAAGAGGAAGACGGACGCCGCACCGCGGUUGGACGAGGCCGACCGCACGCUCUACUCCAGCUUCUGUGGCGCCGCCAAUUCCCUCUCCCAGCUAUACUCCCAGGCCAUGGCCCAGCAGAAGCUCUCCUUCCAGGCUGGCGAGCGGCACGCCCUCGAAAAGCUCCACCAAUGGAUCUUGAGGAUGCAUGAUGAGGAGUCGAGGCUUACUGUUGCAGACAUAAUGUCACAUAUCCAGCAUGAGAUUGACUAUGGAGGUACUGAUGCACAUGUAUCCCCAAGGGUACAUCAGCAUCCCAUGAGUGUGAAUCCGUUUACAAUUAUCCAACCCUCAGCUGGGUCAUACGCACAAGCAACAUCCGGGCAUGCUCCCAGACCCAGCCUCAGUGACCAGUCAAAGAAUACAAUAUUCUCAAAUGCAUUAUCAAGCCCAGUCCGCAGGAGUCUCCAGACGUAUCACUUAACCCAAGGUGCUGGUAAUGGAGGACGGAACACUGAAGCAAACUCAGCCGGGCAAAACCGAGAGGCCAACUCUGCAAGCUCCAAUGAUACCUCCAUGGACAUGGUUUCAGACAGCGCGGGAAAUGGCAGGCUUGUGGUUGCUUCUACGGGCCAACCAGCUAUCCUCCUCUGCACAGAAUUGGGUCAUUAG